This is a messenger RNA of Eriocheir sinensis (Chinese mitten crab), 3487 nucleotides long. Its product is annotated as zinc finger CCCH domain-containing protein 13-like. Lineage: Eukaryota; Metazoa; Arthropoda; Malacostraca; Decapoda; Varunidae. Gene Ontology annotation, cellular component: RNA N6-methyladenosine methyltransferase complex. The record is from RefSeq and is a predicted model, not a curated record.
GCCGAAAGCGCUCCGGCUCCCCUCGCGACCGCCUGGAGUACCGCACGGACCGUCUGGGCCUGGCAGAGCGUUCACUGAGCCACGGGCGCGAGGCCACACUGGCAGUCCACAGCACCUCCUCAUCCCGCACCCGUGACCCCAGGGUGGACGAACGGGUGCGCCGCGUAUCCCCGGAGCAGCUGAGCAGGGACAGGUACAGCCGAUAUGAGAAGGAGCGCAUUGAGGAGUAUGUCGAACCGCGGCGAGAGAGGCGGUCCCCCGUGGCACCAUCCAGACCCAGGGAAGUGGAGCGCAAGGACAGCCACAGACACCGCGACUACGAGAGGCACGAGAGAGAACAUUACGAGGAGAGACGGAGAGAGGACGCCAGGAGGGAGGAGAGAGAGAGGGAGCAGCUGAGGGAGAGGGAGGUGCGGGAGAGGGAGUUACUGCGCGACAGGGAGCUGAUGAAGGAGAGGGAGCGCGUGGAGAUGCUGGAGAGGGAGCAGGAGAGGGAGAGGGAGAGGGAGCGGCUGAGGGAGGUGGAGGAGAGGAGAAGUCGCUACGGGCGUGAGCAUGAGUUUGUGAGGGAGCGCGAGGUUGUCUUGCGUGGGACCAGCCGAGACUUUGAGGAGGAGCGGGAGUUCUACGCUUCGCGGGUGCGGCCGGAGCUGGACGCCAGGGUCAUGCCCGUGGACGACCGCCGCGCCUACGAGGACACCGCCUACGACCGCUUCCAGACCGAGAGGGAGAGGGCCAGGUACGAGAGCAGCCGCAGUCGCUAUGAGGAGUUGGCACUGCAUGACCGCCGGGCACUGCCACCGCCCUUGGACGACCGCUGUGCCGAUCGCCGCGCGCCCCCCAUCGACACACGCUUCCCGGAUGAACGUAGGAGGAGUGCCAGCAGCCUUGACCCCCGCGUGCAUGAUGCCUGGAUUGAGGAGCACCGUGAGCUGGAGAGGCUGGAGCGCACCGACCACUACCCCUCACACGUGGCACCCCUGAGGCACCGCCAGCACCCAGAGUGGCCCUCACGCAGCAGCGCCAGCACCUGGGAGAGGCACAAGCACGCCAGGCACGACGAGUGGGCUGAUCAGUACGGCCGCAGCGGAGCCUCCAGCAGCCGCGCGGGGGAGUGGCCGGAGGAGCCUCGGGACUGGGUGGAUGAUCGCGUUGUGGCGCCGUCCUCCCUCCACCAGGACCAGUGGAGCACACACUCGAGACGCAGUUACCGUGAGGAGUGGGCCGCACGGGAGGCUGAGUGGGUGGAGCACGCGCCGCCCCCGCCUUACUCCAGCGGGCGGGAGCUGCUGCCUUCCUCCCAGAGUGUGUCCCUAAGCCGUGAGCGCUCCCAGCAGCCACCCGUCAGCCGAAGGUCUCGCCGGGACCCAGUGGAACCCAGCCUGGAGCCACCCCCCUCACGACACCACCUGCCGCCCACCACCGAGGACGAGCCGCUGGACGCUGGCAUGGUACCCAGCCGUGGCGGGGAAAUUGUCAGCCCACAGCCCGCAGACCAGGACCAGACACACAUGGCAGGCGCCGACAAUGAGCUGUGGGAGUAUGACCCAGGCAAGGGCUCCUGGGUGCGCCGUCCAGCAGAUCCCAACAGCUCCUCCCUCACAGCCCCCCCCUCCAGGAUGUCCUCGGAGCGGGAGAGUCUGCUGAAAAAGGAGAAGCAGCCGCCGGAACCGCUGCCGGAGGAGCCCAUGGACGAGAGGGACCGGAAACACUUGCCGUCGGAGGAUAGGAAGCGCAGCGCCUCGGAGGACAGGAAACGCGGCCCCUCAGAGGACAGGAAGUUGCGCGGGUCUUUGGAGGAGAGAAAACGGAGCGAGGAGGAGAGGAGCAGCAUAGAGGAGCCGGAGGUGAAGCGACAGAGGACUGAGUCACCACCACCACCACCACCACCACCCCCACCGCCAGCCCAGGAGGAGGAGGGUGGGGUGGCAGCGGAAGGCACAGCAGCAGCAGGAGGAGGUACAGCCAGUGGGUCAGCAGUACCAGCAGGAGCAGCAGCAGCAGGAGGAGUAGGAGGAGGUGCAGCCCAGUCCACAACAGCAGCCCCACCACCAGCACCAGCACCAGACCCGCUACAGGAGAAGGAUACGUUUAGCGAUAUCAGCGACGAUGUGGAUGAUAUUCUGAACCAGGAGGUGGGUGGCUUUAACGAGGACGAGAGCAGAGCCGUGGCCACAGCGCAGGUCGAGGAAUCCAGGAACCUCAGCCGGGACAACGCUCCGUCCUAUGAAGAGUUGGUGGAUGAGGACGAGGAGACUCACCUGGAGGAGAUCAGUGAUGAUGAGCUAGAGGAAGAUCGGCAGGCUAAAUUCAACGUGGCGGGUGCGCUGGACAUCAACUGGGCCGCCCUGGUGAGGGAUACCAAGCCGCCAACUAACGAGGUGGCGGCUGGCACUGCCCUCAAGCGCUUCAAGGCCCCACACCUGCUGGCCCGGCUUGGGGUCUCCACCAGGUUUGCCCGACCCGAGGUGGUGGAGGGCAUCCGGCAGGAGUGUGCGGCGCAGAGUGACGCGGACACGGAGAAGGUGGAGAUCUCUGCCGUCAUCGAGUGUGGCGGCGUGGCCAGGCUGCUCAAGGCCCGGGCUGAGGAGAGGCAGCGCAUCCUGGACGGCAUCGGACCCAACAGGAAGGCGCUGUGUGCUCGCCAAGACAUCGAGCUGAGGCGUCAGCUGUGUAACCUUCCCAGGCAGGACCUCAUCGGGGAGAGUCCGCUGCUGGACCGAGACUUGUUCAGGCAGUCCCUCGCCCUCCUCAAGUCCUGCUGAGACCUGGACUGUCAUGCAAGGGUAACCACUAACUGACUGGCCACUUGACUGUCAUGUAAGGGUAACCACUGACUGACUGCCCUCUACUGUCAUGUGGAGUCAGUCAGUCAUGGAGUGGUUGGUGAGCAAGUUGUAUUUUGUGAACUGUGUACUAAGUGAAUUUCAUAGAUUAAGGUAUCAUGCAAUUGUGUCUAUACUUACUUAUUUUUAUUACUCUUAUAAGAGACGAAAGAGGUGGAGAGGUAGGAGUGUGGAUACUAUAAGCAGCCUCUACAGUGGCCCCCAAAAUACCUGAGACUUCACUUUGUUCUGUGAUUUAUGGGCAGUAUUUUAAAACAUUUCAUCUCCCAAGUUCACACAUUUGACAAGGCUUUCAUAGGAGUUUGGGGCAUUUCCAGGAGUAGCUUUUUUACCCUUGUAGUAGUUUAACCCUUCCUCUGUACCAUGAAACCUCCUCUUUGUUCUGAGAUGUCAAGGAAGGGAGAAAAUGUUCAAAGUAAGGUCCCUGAUUAGAGUUUCUGGAUGUCAUGAAAGCAAGUUGUCCAUUUGGGAACCCUACAGAAGCACCUAUUGUAUAGUAAACCUCCUCUUUGCUCUGAGAUGCAAAGGAAGGGAGGACAUGUUCAAAUAAGGCCCCCAAUUAGAGUUUCUGGAUGUCAUGAAAGCAAGUUGUCCAUUUUGGAAGUGUACAGAAGCACCCAUUGUAUAGUAAGCAAGUAAAC